UUUAUUUUACGUCGAAGUUGAUAAGGUUUUUGUUAUCGUAUUUGCUGACCCUUCGCAGUCCCUCUUACUGCAUUUAUGACUGGUAUUGUUGUAUGUUCGAAGAUCUAGAGCGGUUGUAACCAUAACCGUAACCGUAACUAUAAAAAAGCUGUAAUUAAGUAAUCAAUCGCCUUUUCUACAUGUUUGCAUUUCGAGAACUCGCUUUAAUGUUUCUUUAGUUUUAUAAUUUAUUCAGCAAGUAUGCUGCACCCCUGUGAGAUUAUAGCAAUUGUGUGGGUUUUUCGCUACACAUAUGCCGACUCCACCGUACCCAGUGCUUUUGCCAAUGCGGUUCCAGCCGGUUUGGGACAUACCACGGGUGCCACAAAACCACAAAACAAGGUCACCUCCGCAAACUUAGAUAAUUUUGUCGCUGUUGAGUACAAACCAUCAUCCUCCGAUAUUAAAGAUAUCCAACACGUUGCGUUGAUCCCAGGAGAGUCGGGCAACGGAACAUUACCAUUCAACGCAUCAUGUCCGGCGAUGGUUUCCCGUGCGGAGUGGCAUGCGCGCGAUCCGGUUUACAAUAACCAAACCGCGGUCAAAACCUUUCUACAGUACCCAUUGCGCUACAUGGUGUACACGCAGACGCUAACCGGCACCACGGUGCACGGGACGUGUACUGAUCGGGAGUCCUGCAAGAAAACCGUCAAAGCCAUACAGGAUGAUCAUAUGGGCUUCUCGCCUUCAUCCACCACGAAAUUCGCCGAUAUCGCUUACAAAUUAACCCGUUUAGGGUAAGAAGGGGGUUCCAUUAAAGUUCCAUUAGUUCCGGUAGUUCCAUUGGUUCCAUAAAUUCCGCUGCUGCAAAUAUUCGUACAUCGUUCUUUGGCGAGAAUAGUGUAACAAGGGUUACGCUAAUCGAACCCAAAGAAACUACUGUGGGUUCGAUUAGCGCCCUAUCUCAGAGCGCCCUCGUUUGGCACCUGUGGAACCUAUGGAACUGUAUUGGAACUUAUUGGAACUGAUGGAACUACUGUACAUCGUUUAAUUGCGCCCUGAUGUGACACCUGUGAAACCAAUGGAACUCUAUUGGAACUUAUUGGAACUGAUGGAACUACUGUAUACCGUUUAAUUGCGACAUUUUGUGACGCCAGUGGAACCUACGGAACUCUAUUGGAACUUACUGGAACUGAUGGAACUACUGUACAUCGUUUAAUUGCGACCUGGUGUGACACCAGUGGAACCUAUGGAACUCUAUUGGAACUUAUUGGAACUGUUGGAACUACUGUACAUCGUUUAAUUGCUACCUGAUGUGACACCAGUUAAGCCUGUGAAACUUUUUUGGAACCCGUUGGAACCGAAGGAAACACUGCAAAUAUGCCUUCGGGCUCUUAUGCUAUCUUUACCUGUUGCUGUUGAAACCUGUUGAACUAAAAGUUACUUCAAAAAUUGCUGUAGUUAGAAGUAUUUUCGAAAAUAAUGUUAGUGAGGCGUACUAUAGCUCACAGA
Messenger RNA from Paramacrobiotus metropolitanus, 1491 nucleotides. RefSeq lists its product as uncharacterized. Gene Ontology annotation, molecular function: N-acetylmuramoyl-L-alanine amidase activity. The record is from RefSeq and is a predicted model, not a curated record. The coding region runs from base 241 to 780 and encodes 179 amino acids. The transcript has 3 exons. NCBI's taxonomy places the organism in Eukaryota, Metazoa, Tardigrada, Eutardigrada, Parachela, Macrobiotidae. Gene Ontology annotation, biological process: peptidoglycan catabolic process.